UCUAGUUGGUCUUUGUUUUUGUUGAAAAUUUUUUCAAGAUCAAAAAUGAUAAAUAAUUUUUGAUAAUUCCAUCAGUAAAUGAUCAUUGAUCGAAGUGUUGAAAAUUUCGCUGGUGUAUUAGUCGAUUAUUGUUUCUUGUCUCAGAAAAUAUCACAGGAGGUCAUCAUCGUGUGUGCGAGAAGUCAGUCGUUUCAAGACCUGUGAGCAUGUUAGAUGACAAAUAACUUUGUAACUGUAGAUUAAAUAAUGGUCAAAUCCAAUCUUUCAAAUGCUGACAAAAAUGCGUUGACCAAUUCCGAAUUAGUAUUGUGCAGCUUACUUUCUGGUGCCAUUGCCGGAGCUUGUGCUAAAACAACUAUCGCGCCCUUGGAUAGGACAAAAAUUAGUUUUCAAAUUUCAACUGAAGAAUAUUCCGCUAAGAAAGCAUGGAGGUUCCUGAUAAAUACUUAUCAAAAAGAAGGUAUUAUAAAUUUAUGGAGAGGAAACAGCGCAACCAUGGCCAGAAUAAUACCUUACGCUGCUACUCAGUUUUCUGCUCACGAACAAUGGAAGAAAGUGUUGAAAGUUGACAGCGCUGAUAAAGCGGAAUCAAAAGUAAGAAGAUUUCUUGCCGGAUCUUUGGCUGGAGUUACCUCACAAACCUUGACUUAUCCAUUAGAUUUAGCUCGAGCUAGAAUGGCUGUUACUACUAAGAAUGAAUAUCAAAAUUUAAGACAGGUUUUCGUCAGUACGUGGCAAAAAGAAGGAUUAAAGGCGUUCUAUAAAGGCUACUUACCAACAAUGUUGGGUAUUAUACCUUAUGCAGGUACUAGCUUUUGUACUUAUGGAACUCUGAAAAAAAUCUACAAAGAUAAAAUGGGAUCAAACCCUACGACAGGAGCUAAUUUAAUAUUCGGUGCCAUAUCUGGAAUGCUCGGUCAAUCUACAUCUUACCCACUAGAUAUAGUUCGUCGAAGGAUGCAAACUUCCGCCAUUACAGGAUACGAGUGUACGUCAAUUAUAGGAACAUUUCGUAAAAUUUAUCAGGAAGAAGGGUUACGUAAAGGGUUUUUUAAAGGAUUAAGUAUGAAUUGGAUAAAGGGGCCAAUAUCGGUGGGAAUUAGUUUUGCCACUUACGAUUUUGUCAAAGAGACUUUAACUGUUUUAAUAAUCAAAACAAAAAUUAUUAGUUAGUUAUUUUAUCGAUGGUAGUUAUUCGAACCAGUCAAUUUGGAGAUUAUUUACGGAUAUUUUUAAUGUUUUGUUUACCAAAUUUAGAUAGUCGAAAUUCGCUUUCUUUGUACGUUAUUCGGACGCUUAUUUAUUAUUUUUUUUUUCCAACUAGCCGAAUAUUGAAAUUUACUUAUGAAGUUAUGAAUGUCUUUCAUAUACAACUUGUUUUUUUUUUCAUUCUGAAAAUGUUACCUUGCCAGAAUUUACGAUUCUUUAUGUCUGUGAUUGUUUCUGCCUCUGGUUAUAUCCCUUAGUUUGUGUUUACUUGUUAUAAUUUCGCUUAAUUUAGGUGUGGAAUGUAUUCAUUGUUUUUUAAAAAUUAUUUUAUAUAAAUUAUCUUUUGUUUGUUAUCGAGCUUUUGUAAAUUUUUUUACGAAUCAACGCAAAUAGUAUUACGACUUUUGUUUUGUGUUAGCUAAGCUUUAAAGCGAUGUAAAUAAUUAUUCUUUCGGAGAAGAAAAAAAGGUGAAACGGUUUUGAAAUACUUUUAUGGAAUUUUUUAUUUUUAUUAAGCUACCGAUUUCAUUUAUAAACGAAUUAUUGUUGAAAAUAAUCGAAAUAUUACCUAUUUGAGACAAAAUCCCGAAAAUUUUAAACCCUUGGAUAGGUGAAAUAGGUCUCUACAGUUCGGUUGUGCUCGUCUACUGUACCUACGCCAUUCCAUCGACGACGAUAAAAUAAACCCAGCUCCUAGUCAAAUAAUUAAGUAUUAUUAUCUACAUAUUGUGAUUUAAUUUAAGAAACGACCUCACAUUCUACCCUCCUUAAAAUUCAAUACCGCCCGUUUUAUGUCAUCGUUUAUGUGGUAAAAGUGCUAAAACGAAAACUGGCUCCGUUCAUAAAUACCACAUUUUUAUGAAAAUAAAAGUGUUCUUUAAACGAAUAACUGUAAUAAAUAUUUACUGAUAUAAAAGUACAUAAAUUUUGGGUACGUAUUAUGAUUCAUGUCUUCCGCAUAAACUGUGUAUAUUUUUGAAUAUAUUGUUACUCAUUUGGAA
Planococcus citri (citrus mealybug) is the source of this 2210-nucleotide messenger RNA. RefSeq names its product dephosphocoenzyme A carrier (gene DPCoAC). Gene Ontology annotation, cellular component: mitochondrial inner membrane. Bases 247 to 1173 code for a protein of 308 amino acids. Lineage: Eukaryota; Metazoa; Arthropoda; Insecta; Hemiptera; Pseudococcidae. Gene Ontology annotation, biological process: transmembrane transport. The record is from RefSeq and is a predicted model, not a curated record. The transcript has 7 exons.